Molecule: messenger RNA, 1077 nt
Organism: Cutaneotrichosporon oleaginosum
Lineage: Eukaryota; Fungi; Basidiomycota; Tremellomycetes; Trichosporonales; Trichosporonaceae
Source: RefSeq, a predicted model, not a curated record
AUGCCGUCCCUGCCUCCGCCAUCCAACAGUGCCCCUCCCGUACCCAACGAACAGUCUCUUCAGGCCAGCCAACCGCAGGACGGAGAGGACAAAGAUAUUGCUGAUUCACGCGAAGCUCGUGAGCAGCUCCUUAGGGAGAAGCUGCGCAUCAAGAUGGCCCAGCGUUCAGCUGGGCAGGACGCCAAUGGAUCUCACCCUUCUUCAGCUGCACCUUCGGCCCGAGAGCAGCCUCCCGACCUUGCAGACGUCACUAUCUCUUCCAGUACAACUCACCCCUCUCAGGAGGGCGCUGAAAUCUCCGGGCCGGCGCGCCUUGACACCUUCUCAUCAAACUCCAACGGUCACGGUGGCCACCCUCCCGACGCUGGCUAUGCUGAGUCUCGCCCUGCGCAUGAUGUGUCUCGCCCGGCGUCACAUGUCGCACGUCCUGCGCUCAAUGAGCCUCCCUUUGACCCCAGCAAGAGCUACGCCGAGGCAGCACGCCAACGCUUCGCAAGUUACGAGCGAAAUCGUUACAUGCCACCGCGCCGCCGUACCCCUUCGCCUCCCCCGCGUCGUGACCCUUCUCCGCGCCGGGCUGUACACCUCUCGUCCUCGCGGGAUCGUGGGCCAGUGAGCCCAUCUGUGCGCUAUGAGCGGGGCGAUCCUCCCCCCGAGAUCGCGGAACGCGGGCGCGCCGACCGCCGUGUUUCGCACUCGCCUGUCGUGGAGCGUCGCCUUUAUGAGCGUUCUCACUAUCCUCGCGAGCAUGUUCGCGAGCGCGAGUUUGAACGUCCCGCGCAGGCAGUGCCACCUUCGACGAUGCCUGCGCCCCCUGCGACUGUCGUGGCGCGUGACGACUUGCCUCCAGCUGACACGAACCCCAUGGAGACCUGGGCUAUCGAGUCGCACGGCAAGGCACCUUCUUACAAGUCGCAUGGCCCGUACAACAAGCAGAAGCCUUAUGACCGCCGCCCGUAUGUUCGCUCGCCUAGCAGUCGUGGUCCGUCUCCGAGUCGUGUGCACUAUGAGGCCAGGAGCCGCAGCUCGUGGGACGGGCGCGGGCCUUCGUCCACCAAGCUCGACUAUCGCUACUAA